UCCGGGCCCCCGUGAUGCCCUGCGGCGCGCCGGACUCCGGGCGAUCUGGGUCAUGCUGCGCGCGCUGAGCCGCCUGGGUGCGCGACCCCCGUGCGGGCCCCCGGCCCCGCUGCUGCUACCAGCGCGCGGCCGCAAGACCCGCCACGACCCGCCGACCAAGUCCAAAGUCGGGCGCGUGGCGACCCCGCCCAGCGUGGAUCCUGCGGAGUUCUUCGUGCUGUCGGAGCGUUACCGGCAGUACCGCCAAACCGUGCGCGCCCUGAGGCUGGAGUUCGUGUCCGAGGUGCGAAGGAAGGUGUACGAGGCCCGGGCUGGGGUCCUGGCGGAGCGAAAGGCGCGGGAGGAUGCCACUGAGCACCGCGAGCUGAUGGCCUGGAACCAGGCGGAGAACCAGCGGCUGCAGGAGCUGCGGAUAGAGAGGCUACGGCAGGAGGCGCGGGACCGGGAGCAGCAGCAGGCCGAGGAGAAAGCCCGCCAGGCCCGAGAGGCGGAGGCCAGUGUGCAGCUCAAGGAGCGAGAACUGCUGCAGCUGCAGGAGGAGGCAAAAAACUUCAUCACCCGAGAGAACCUGGAGGCGCGGGUGGAAGAAGCAUUGGACUCCCCAAAGAGCUACAACUGGGCCGUUACCAGAGAGGGGCUGGUGGUCAGGCCACAGCACAAGGGCUCCUAAGGGCCCAGUAAGGACAGUGCCGGCCCAGGGACCAUGUGUGUAUGGGGGUAGGAGGGUUGCGUCUGACCUAGAAUAAAGCAGUUGUCGUUUCUUAUGAAGAAGGAAGCUCAA
Rhinolophus ferrumequinum (greater horseshoe bat) is the source of this 781-nucleotide messenger RNA. It is a transcript of the gene MRPS26, whose product is annotated as mitochondrial ribosomal protein S26. The transcript is spliced from 4 exons. The record is from RefSeq and is a predicted model, not a curated record. Gene Ontology annotation, cellular component: mitochondrial small ribosomal subunit. Bases 53 to 670 code for a protein of 205 amino acids. NCBI's taxonomy places the organism in Eukaryota, Metazoa, Chordata, Mammalia, Chiroptera, Rhinolophidae.